GAAAUGAAGGAGAUAGAGACCCAACUACUGAAACAUUCUAGCGGGGUUGACGACGUUAGUAUGACGACAUCAUAUGCUUGUGAAAUCGACUUGUGGCUUGUAAGAUGGAAGAGACUACUGAAAAUAAAAAUAAGAUACUACGCUUGUUUUGACUACUCUAAAGUAGUGAAAGUAAUCCGCCGCUCGGGUACUCAAAACGUUCAAUUUAUAAGCAGUAUGAAAAUAGAACGCCGCCUUCUUCUAGUAGCUUCAUUGAUGAAAAUCAAAGGGAUAGAAUGGCCUCCACAUGAUGAUGCUGAUAUUCCACCGCUCGUAGCUUAUCAUGAAAAACAUCUCCAGGAAAAAGUAGAUUUAUUGGAAGAUCAUUUAUGUAAGAUUCGAGGGGAGCAUCUCGUCCUUGCUGAUCAACUUCGAUCCAAAUCUGUAUAAUCCAACUUAUAUCUUCCAUUGUUAUAGCUAGCACUGUUCUUGUUUUGCAUUGCUUUCUAAAAUGUUUAGUCUCUAUUCAAUAUAAUUAUAUAU
Molecule: messenger RNA, 522 nt
Organism: Capsella rubella
Lineage: Eukaryota; Viridiplantae; Streptophyta; Magnoliopsida; Brassicales; Brassicaceae
Exons: 3
Coding region: 4-429 (141 amino acids)
Source: RefSeq, a predicted model, not a curated record